Molecule: messenger RNA, 1938 nt
Organism: Rotaria sp. Silwood2
Lineage: Eukaryota; Metazoa; Rotifera; Eurotatoria; Philodinida; Philodinidae
Source: the annotation of a GenBank genome assembly
AUGAAAUAUCAAUCAAAAAUACAAUCUGAAGAUCAUGGUACAGUUAUAGAACAAUUAAACUCAACAAAAAUUAAUACAAAAAAAGCAAGUUUAAAUUAUUUGCGUGCUGUUGCACGGUCGUUCAUUUUCUUACUGAAGCAAGAAUUUGCAUUUAUGAAUUUGAAAGAUUUGAUCGAACUACAACAGCUGAAUCUUUCUGAACCAAUAGUUCAGUGGUUAUCUAUAGCCAACAAAAAAGAGUUGUAUUGGAGUGCAGAAAGUCGUGGUGAUUGGUUACUUAGUGUGCAAAAGUGGCUAUGGAAAAAGCAGUUAGAAGAAUUAAAAAAUGUUACUUAUAUUACAAUAAUAGCUGAUGAAACAUGCGAUGUUACAGUAAUGGAACAAUUAUGUAUCUGUCUACGUUAUUUUAAUCCUUCUACUAGAGAAUUAGUUGAAAGAAUUAUUUGUUUAUGUGAAAUUCAUUCUCAAACAGGAGAAGCGAUAUUUGAUGUAAUUAAUCAGUUCUUAUUUGACUUAGAAAAAGAAUUAGAUAAAAAAUUUAUUCUGAUGGGUCAAUGCUUCGAUGGUGCAUCUUCAGUUAGGUGUCAAGCUCAAGGACAUAUUAGAUCUAGAAUUAAUGCAUUUGCUUUUUAUGUACAUUGUCGAAGUCAUUUGAUUAAUCUUUCUGUGAAAGAUACAUUAACAAAUGAAUUUUAUAAAUCAUACGAUUUAAUUCACAGAACACUUGUCUUUUUUCAAGAAUCUCCACAACGACUUGAUACAUUAAAAAGAUCACAAAUUUUUCAUGAAACCAGUACUAAAGUACCAAGUGCAAGUGACACCCGAUGGGUGUAUCAUUAUCAAUUAGCUAAUUUUGUGUGGACUCAUAUGGUUUCAAUUGUAUCAGCUUUAAUUCAAAUUCAUGCAAAUAACAAAGAUGGUUCGGAAACAGCAAAUGGAUUUGCAAUUCGUUUUGUUAAUGAAAAAUUUAUUUACGAAGUUGGAAUCAUGAAAAUUAUAUUGGGACAUGCUAAACUGUUUUUGAAACAAACAGAAAGUCGUUCAAUGACAUUUGAUAAAUUUUCUACAUGCUUAGAUUCAACUACUAUUCGUAUAGAAAAUACAUUAAAUGAAUUUGAUUAUGAAAUUUAUAAACAAAAAGUUAAAGAAUGUCGUGUUCUUUUACCAAUGACACACCGAACAGCACAUUCAACAAGAAGCUCUAACUCUAUUAAUAACAAUUCCAAUGAUAUUCAUAUAGAUAUGGCAAUUGCUUUGAAUGAUUAUGGCAAAAAGUUUAUUAAUUCUACAUUGAAUUCUAUUAAUGAACGUUUUGGACAAGAUUCUCGUAUUAUCAUGGAUAACAUUUCAAUGUUUACAAAAUUAAAUGAUUAUAGUAAUGAGGAAGUAUUGAAAAAUCCUUUAUUAAAUUUAUAUUUCAAUGAAAUUUAUUAUAAACACAAAGGAGUUAAUCAUAAAAUAUAUGAACGAACUGAUGAACCUUUAUUAUGUUUUGCAAAAUUAGAAAAAGAACUUCCACAAGUUCGUGUUUUAUUAAAAAGUGCAAAUAAUGAAGUUAAACGAAUGCAAGAAAAGAAAACAAUUAAUGAUGAAGUUUGUUUAUUAGAUAUAUUAAAGUUUUUAUCAGUGAAUGGAAAUUAUUUAGUACCUGAAUGGUUAAAAUUAUAUCAGAUAUUAACUACUUUACCUAUUGGAUCUAAUGAAUGCGAAAGAAGUUUUAGUGCAUUAAAGCGAAUUAAAACCAAAUUACGAAAUAAUCUCUCACCCACAGCAUUAGAAACGGCUGUGAAGUUUAGUGUUUUAAAAUUGGAUGUUACUGAUGAUGAUUUAGAUGAUAUCGUGCAACAUUUUUGUAUGUAUCCAGGACGAGCAAAAGCUCGUAAUAUCAUGAUAUACAAGCACGAAAAUAAUAGUGAUGAUAGUACUGAGGAUGAAUAA